Zychaea mexicana is the source of this 1977-nucleotide messenger RNA. RefSeq lists its product as uncharacterized. The record is from RefSeq and is a predicted model, not a curated record. The transcript is spliced from 4 exons. Lineage: Eukaryota; Fungi; Mucoromycota; Mucoromycetes; Mucorales; Lichtheimiaceae. Bases 1 to 1977 code for a protein of 658 amino acids.
AUGGAUAGUAAUCGUCGAGGAUUCGGAAGACUGAAAGAUGAUUUUCAGGGAGAAAGCAUUGGCAUGCGCACUACUAGUACCGUUGGCGAUCCAGGCGACACUCCACCUUACUGGCAGCAGAUCCAGUUCUCGUCAACAUCAGAUCAACAGCAACAAGAAGUAGUGACAAAAGGGAUGGAGCGACAAAUAUCCUCAGAGUCGUCUUGUUACGACAAAUCAGCGCUUAAUCAAUCUUCACCAAGAAAGAAAGAUACCGCAAAACCGGAAGGAAUUCGUGAUUUGGUUUCUGUGAUAGCGAUGCCUGUGAUCAAUGUGGCAGGAACGUCUGUGCUUAUUGCAAUGCUAUUAUACAUCUAUCAGCACGCAAAUGGCCAAAGCACAGAUCUAACUAUGGCUGGUAUGAAAGUGCCUACCAUAAUUUCACUGAUGAUGACGAUUGUCAAAAUGUUUGUCGCAGGCGGCAUUGCAUACGCGAUUUCAGAGUAUAAGUGGAUUCGGCUACAAAACGAUGGUGGACAACUUGCUUUACUGGAUAUCUACGAUGCAUGCACUCGGGGGGUUGGUGGCAUUGUCCGUAUUCUCACUUCAAUCCGAGCCGAUCAUGUGCUUUUGCCAGCUAUCAUUUUCCAGUUUGGCUUGAUGGCUAUGGGUCCUGCAUCGCAGCAGAUUCUUACGACGGCCAAUAAUGUGCAGUGUGAUAAGGAGCAUACGGGCGUCUAUUACACCAAUGUCAGUGCAUCCGACAUGACGACCAUGAAAACCACGAGUGGUGCUGCAAGUGUCAAGGGAUUAGAACAAGAUUAUCUUGUCCGGUAUGCAUUUGGACAAGCCGCACUUGGCUUUCAAGUGCAACCCUACUAUGACUGUCCCUUAAAUUCAAUCAACUGUACAUACACACCGAUCCUGGGAUAUCAUACAGCGGUAACGUGCAAGAACGGCUCACUAAAUACCCAAAUCGUUGACUUGAAUCGCAACAAUAUCACUACCUUGAGCCAAUACUACGGAUACGAUAAAGCAGAUCGACGCUUCCCACCUAUGCCAAACGUUCCCGGAAUAUUCUACGACGGAUCUAUGUUUGGCCGAACAUAUUUUGAUCUGAACAACUACACAAAGCCGCUUGACGUAUCAGCAGACAACAAUGCCACGUAUGAUGCCCAAAUUCGCAAGUUUUUCGGUGACCAAAAGUUCGUUGUCGUCACUACGGAUGAUGGCACAUUACGAAGUUAUCUUGACUCAAAAAAGAUGCCACAAGUCCUCGAAUGCACAUUACAGUCAUAUCUGAACACGUCGACCUUGAUUGUAGAAGCAUUGUCGAAACGACAACAGCUAUUAUCCCAAGUGCCCAUAACGUUCGACUUUGACGCUUUGAGCAACAACACGUAUUGGUCAGACUAUUAUGUUGGAGCAAAUUUCACACAGAUGAACGCAUAUGCCAUGCAACUUUCUAUUUUAAAAAAUUUGAUCGCAGACGGCAUGGAUGAGUUUCAAGAAAUCGUCGAAAAUUGGCUUUACUAUGGAAUACCUCACGGGAAUACACCAGCAGAGUUUUUUGCAAACGCAUUGCACAAUGUCGAUCUUUCCGCCGUCUAUGGGCUGCCCAUCAAUCCAAUAUUCGGCACCAAGGGUACUCAGUGCUACAAUACGGGAUCCUUUUAUCAGCUGAAUCCUGCGGCAUUUUAUGGACUCUCCUUAUCACUGCUAUUGCCACUCGGAUGGUGGACCGUCUUAUGGGUAAUCAGCUUACAUCAAACAAAUGGCAUUUCCAGAGGCAAUUCACAGGUGGCUCUUCUGGUGACUGGCCUGACACCGGCUGUUCGUGAAAAGCUCAGGGGUAUUUCGCAUGCUGGCCAGAAAGAGCUUUUCGAAAGGGCGCAAAAGGUCGAUGUGGUGUUUGGCGAAACAAGAUCAACUGGUCAUAUCGCUUUCGGUACACCUGGUGAAAUUAAUCCCCUUCGCACUAGACGCUACUCAUUUUGA